GCGCCAUGCAAAUCACCGCCGCCGGCGGCUCCCAUUGGCCGCGGCGCACUCAUUUAAUGGCAGCCCGGGCCCGGCGUAUGGCUGCUGGGCCCCCCGCGCCACCGGCCCCGCGUGCGCCUCCGCUCCGAGCGCACGGCCCCAGGCAGGCAGCGGACAGCUUGUCCUAGGCACAGCGGCCCGGCUCUCUGGCUCUCUGCACGCGUUGGCACUCCCACCGCUGUCCUUAACCCCCUCCCUAGCUGCACCGCGAUCGCCCCCUCCGAACCCCCCUCCGAGUCCCCCUCAGAGCUUGGCUCCCCCCAGGCACCUGGGACCAGCACAUGCCCAGCGCACGCGGCGCGCCGCCCUGCUAGAAGUUGCGGCCCCGGAGUUGAAAGCCGCCAAGGAAGCCAGCGCAGGAAAGAGACUUCGAGCCGCCAAGAGGAGGCAGCGAACCCGGUAUCGGGCCCAGGGGCACCGCUUCAGACCCAGAAAGUGGAGCCUCAACUUGGCCACGAUUGCACCUGUUUGCACAGCUCAGUCGAGAGAGCCCGGACUGCGGCAGCGGCGGCGGCGGCGAUCGUCCUGACCAACGGCCCCUUUGGCAAGUGGUUUGUGCACCCGGAGAAACUUUCCACCUGCGAGCUGGACCCGCGCUAAGUGCGUGUGCUUUUGCCUCUUUUUUGUUGUUGCCUCCACCCAACCCCCUUCUCUCUGCUAGGCACCCCCCCCCCCAGUCUCUCUGGGCUGAUCCUCUCUCCACCCACCCACCCCCACCCGGCCGUCUAUGCUCCAGGCCCUCUCUUUGCGGUGCCGGUGAACCCGCUAGCCGCCCAGAUGUACAGCAUGAUGAUGGAAACCGACCUGCACUCGCCCGGCGGCGCCCAGGCGCCCACGAACCUCUCGGGCCCGGCCGGGGCGGGCGGGGGUGGUGGUGGGGGCGGGGGCGGCGGCGGCGGCGGGGGCACCAAGGCCAACCAGGAUCGGGUCAAGCGGCCCAUGAACGCCUUCAUGGUGUGGUCCCGCGGACAGAGGCGCAAGAUGGCCCAGGAGAACCCCAAGAUGCACAACUCGGAGAUCAGCAAGCGCCUGGGGGCCGAGUGGAAGGUCAUGUCCGAGGCCGAGAAGCGGCCGUUCAUCGACGAGGCCAAGCGACUGCGCGCGCUGCACAUGAAGGAGCACCCGGAUUACAAGUACCGGCCGCGCCGUAAGACCAAGACGUUGCUCAAGAAGGACAAGUACUCGCUGGCCGGCGGGCUGCUGGCGGCCGGCGCAGGUGGCGGCGGCGCGGCCGUGGCCAUGGGCGUGGGCGUGGGCGUCGGGGCGGCGGCCGUGGGCCAGCGCCUGGAGAGCCCGGGCGGCGCGGCGGGAGGCGGCUACGCGCAUGUCAACGGCUGGGCAAACGGCGCCUACCCCGGCUCGGUGGCCGCGGCGGCUGCAGCCGCGGCCAUGAUGCAGGAGGCACAGCUAGCCUACGGGCAGCACCCGGGCGCGGGCGGCGCGCACCCGCACGCGCACCCGGCGCACCCGCACCCGCACCAUCCGCACGCGCAUCCUCACAACCCGCAGCCCAUGCACCGCUACGACAUGGGCGCCCUGCAGUACAGCCCCAUCUCCAACUCUCAGGGCUACAUGAGCGCGUCGCCUUCGGGCUACGGCGGCAUCCCCUACGGCGCCGCAGCAGCCGCGGCGGCCGCGGCGGGCGGCGCGCACCAGAACUCGGCUGUGGCGGCCGCGGCGGCUGCGGCGGCCGCCUCGUCGGGUGCCCUAGGCGCCCUCGGCUCGCUGGUCAAGUCAGAGCCCAGCGGCAGUCCGCCGGCCCCCGCGCACUCGCGGGCGCCUUGCCCGGGGGACCUGCGCGAGAUGAUCAGCAUGUACCUGCCCGCCGGCGAGGGGGGCGACCCGGCGGCGGCUGCGGCUGCCGCGGCCCAGAGCCGGCUGCACUCGCUGCCACAGCACUACCAGGGCGCGGGCGCGGGCGUCAACGGCACGGUGCCCCUGACGCAUAUCUAGCGCCGCGGGGACGCCGGGGACAGUGCGGCUCCAGGCCGCCGACCCGGCGACGAAGAGCGUGAGGCCUGCGCCC
Messenger RNA from Onychomys torridus (southern grasshopper mouse), 2065 nucleotides. RefSeq names its product SRY-box transcription factor 1 (gene Sox1). Gene Ontology annotation, biological process: cell differentiation; anatomical structure morphogenesis; regulation of DNA-templated transcription. Lineage: Eukaryota; Metazoa; Chordata; Mammalia; Rodentia; Cricetidae. The record is from RefSeq and is a predicted model, not a curated record. Gene Ontology annotation, molecular function: RNA polymerase II cis-regulatory region sequence-specific DNA binding; DNA-binding transcription factor activity, RNA polymerase II-specific. The coding region runs from base 817 to 1992 and encodes 391 amino acids. The transcript has a single exon.